Priapulus caudatus is the source of this 4951-nucleotide messenger RNA. RefSeq lists its product as uncharacterized. The transcript has 27 exons. The record is from RefSeq and is a predicted model, not a curated record. Lineage: Eukaryota; Metazoa; Priapulida; Priapulimorpha; Priapulimorphida; Priapulidae. Gene Ontology annotation, biological process: protein phosphorylation. Bases 140 to 4549 code for a protein of 1469 amino acids. Gene Ontology annotation, molecular function: ATP binding; protein kinase activity.
UAGACCCUCACAGCGUAAUUAGGCGCCAAUGGAAAAUGAUUUCCUACAAUUUUAUGCCGUAUAAUGGAUUCGCGGAGCGCAGAACAUAACGACUGUAGCAUACAGCUUACAGGUAACAGGUGCAGGGUAACUGUGAGCAAUGACAGAAAGUCUGCCAGGUACUCCCGUGUACAAUGCUAGCACCAACGUUGACACAUCAAUCAACGUUAGAUCAUGUUCAGCAGGAGAUUGUUCGUAUAAUGCCCCUGUCUCGCAGGAGGAAAUUGCAUCUGUCUCAACCCGGCGAAUGACAGAAACACCAAUACGGAAUACUACAACUACAAGUGGAGAAAAGAAAUCAGGACACAUUCAGGGCAAUCUGUGGUCGGAAAAUCGGGCAACAUUAUCAAAUAAUAAGUCGAUUGGAAACUACGUCAAGCCAAUGGACACAGCUACAUCUGGCCAAGAUGCUGGUAGUGGGCCUGUCCUAUCUUGUAAGAAACCUGCUUCCAUAGCAAGGAUUACUGAAGAUUCAUAUAAACAGUCAUUGGAACAUAAUAGCUCUAUAGAUAGUAGCAACUCUACAGACCAGCCAGAGGAAGGGAAUAACUCAGAAAUCCUCCAAAGUCGCAUUGUUGUGAUAAAGCCAGACAUCGCCGCAACCCGAGAUGAUGAUGGGGGAAGGCAAGUUGCCAGGAGUGCAAGUUCCGAUUAUCGUCAACCUUUGAGAUGUCUUCUCGUAUCGAGUAAGAUUAAAAACCUAGGUGGGAUCACCAAUGCGGUGGCACCUAAUUCUGUAGUGAUCAGCUAUAGAUAUGAAUCUGCAACAUUAGACAACUUGCUAGCUACGGUCAGUGAAAAGAUGGGAGGCCGCAAGGUGCAAGGUAUUGGCAUGGUCAUGACAGGAACUGCUUUCAAUCUAAGCAUCUGCAGAAUAGGAGACAAGGUGUUGUCAGUGCAGACUGUGUGUGAUCACGAAGCCGUAAGGGAAUUCUUCACAUGUUUGACCAUAAAUCACCUAGAUGCAACAUCUCCAUAUCGCCGGCUUGACUUUUUCUUGUGGAGUGCUGCUGGCACACCAGAUGCCAACACAAUAGCAAAGGAACUGGAAGUGCUCUGCGGGGUGCCAGUUGCCAUAUAUAAAGAUAUGUAUGGUGCUGAGCUUGAUGGAGGGAUUAGCAGGUAUCUUGAGGACUCACCUCGUGGCAAGAUAUUCGUAGGAGAGUUGUACUUCAGACCUGAAAAGCUACGUGGUUUGAGCGCCCGCCCUGGUAGCAGUUCGCAGUCCACAGCCGGCUACGAGAAGAUACGUACGGUAGGAAAAGGUGCAUAUGGAACAGCCGUACUGUACAGGAGGCGUGAUGACGAUUCGCAGGUUAUCUUGAAAGAAAUUAAUAUGCAUGAUUUGAGCACGGCAGAGAGACAGAUGGCUCUCAAUGAAGUGAAGGUGCUUGCCAUGCUGGACCAUCCGAACAUUAUCAGCUACUAUGACAACUUUGAGGAGGAUGGGGUUCUAAUGAUUGAAAUGGAGUAUGCUGAUGGGGGUACGCUGACGCAGUUUUUGGCCAAACAAACCGAGCCAUUGGAAGAAAAAUACAUACUGAACCUGUUCCAACAGAUGGUCUCAGCUCUAAGGGACAUGCACGAGCACAACAUUCUCCAUAGGGAUUUAAAAACACAGAAUAUUUUUCUAACAAAAGAAGGCUUAGUGAAAGUGGGUGAUUUCGGAAUAUCAAAGAUGUUGUCAACGACGAAUAACGGAGCUAACACUGUACUUGGUACACCUUACUACAUCAGUCCUGAAAUGUGUGAAGGACUUCCUUAUAAUGAAAAAUCAGACAUCUGGGCAUUUGGCUGUAUACUGUACGAGAUGGCCUGCAGACAACGGACAUUUGAGGGGUCAAAUUUGCCUGCACUGGUUAACAAGAUUAUGAAGGGUCAAUUUACACCAGUCAAGGGAAACUACAGUGCAGAAUUCAAAGAGCUUAUCAGGGACAUGCUUCAGAGAGAGCCAGAGUACAGACCGUCUGCUAAUGAACUACUUUAUGCUAGACUUCCAGAGCUAAUGAGUCGUUAUGACCAUCAGGGAACAGAUGGUGAAGAAGAUGCAUUACAGAAUGGUGGCAGCACCAAGAAGAAAAGAAUAAGGUCAGUGCUAUACAGUUUCGACGUGAGCAAGACAAAGCUUUACCCCAUUGACCUUCCAAUAAAGACAAUGGUGGUUCAAGUAGCAGCUAGCCUUGAUCACGUGAUUGUGGUUACUAUGGAGAGAGUGGUGUUUACCUGGGGAGCUAAUCAUUCUGGUCAGCUUGGGCAUGGUGACCAAGAGCUUAGGCCCAAACCGACAGCAGUGGAAGGAUUGCAGGCCAAGUCCAUCGUCAGGGCGUGUGCAGGUCAAGACUUCAGCAUAUUUUCCAGUGACAAUGGUAUCGUCAUGACUUGUGGUAAUGGUGGUAGUGGCUGUCUCGGGCAUGGUGACUGGUCAAGUGCAUGUCGCCCUAGACUUAUUGAGGCUUUGUUAAGUGUGGAUGUGUCCUCUAUAGCAUGUGGUCCAGCACAUGUUGUCAUUGGCAGCAGUAAUGGAGAGGUAUACUCGUGGGGUCGAGGCGCCGACGGACGCCUUGGACUUGGCUCUGAUGCUGAUUACAGUUAUCCAAUGCCUGUGAGCAUCCAGGGACCAGCGAUUGUGCGUGGUGUGCAUUGUGGAGUGGAUGGUAGCAUGUUCAUCACAGACACUGGCUCAAUGCUAGCUUGUGGCAGCAAUAGAAACAACAAGCUUGGCCUAAACGAGCGCUAUGGCUUCUUUGCACAGAUGAGACAGCUCAUGCACAAGACAGAGGUGGAAGGUACUAAGAUACCGACCGUUGUCAAGGCCCUGAAAUUUCGCAUUCUGGACAUUUCUAUGGGUCUGCAUCACACUGCAGUCCUCGUAGAACCCGGACACGUUAUAACAUUUGGCAAUAACACACAAGCUCAGCUGGGGCAUAGCAACACAAAAGUACACAGUCAUCCCAUGCAAGUCCGAAGCAUUGAACACGAAUUAGUGAAGGCAGUGACAUGUGGAGAACGAUUCACAGCAGUCUGUACAGCCACCAACAACCUGUAUUUCUGGGGAACUAGGCAGGUCUUGUCCGAUAAUAAUGGUGCAUCCAAUGAGAAAGGACAAGGGAAGGUGCCAGAUGCAUGUGAUGACGAGCCACAAGCAGAAUCUUUCAAUUCUGCUAAUGCUCAGCUCACAACAGAUGCCAAAAGUGGGUACACACAUUCUACAACUGCUGGAAGUCUGGAACCUGAAGCUCUGAAAUCCUAUGAUAAUUUAGAUGAUACACUAUUCUCAACAAUGUCACACACUGACAGUGAUCUGAUAAUACCUGACUUGACUCAACAGACAGGUAGUGAUGGCAGCCGCGACCAGUCGGCCAGGAGUAGAGUGCUUAAAAUGCUUUCUGGUAAAGAGACGCCUAUAGAAACAGUAACUGUGCUCAAGCCAACACCCAUAUUAAGAUUGGACUCUGCCUCUGAUAGCAGUCAGGAUUUCAUCCGUUUGUCAGACGUAGUAACACAGUGUGACAACAUUUUCGUCCUAGUCGAUACCACGGCGCCACCUCCACGCAAAAAGGGACGAAAGAAACGUAGUAGUCUUCGCAAGCGAUGUUCAUCAAACCUACGACCCCCAUCUGUUGGAGAUAUCCCAAACUCUGCAUCUAGUAGGGAUGGUGGUGAUGAAUAUACAAGCUCCGAGAUGUCAGAAGCAGAUACUAAACUACGCAGUGCAAUUCCAACUUGGUUAAAGAAUGAGCUUGCAGCAUCAGAUGCAGAGCACAAUGAGGACGAUGAAAUCUCCAGUGGCUUAGACACUCCAAGGGACGGCCAAUCCGAGCAAGUUAACCAGAUAAAUGGUAAAACUGUAAUAACAAGUGCAGAGUAUGAAGCAAGCAUCAACCAAAUAGACCCACUUUCUAGUUCAAGUAGCUCAGAGACAUUCGCUAUAAAGUCUGAAGUAAGUCAGCAAAACGCACCUGCACUAGGUAUUACUGCUAGUGUGCAAUACAAUGAAAAACUUGCUACCACACAGCGACCACUAAAUCGACUUAGGGUAGCUGGCCGUGGACGUACUUUGGCUCCAAGAGGGAGCCACCAGCUAGCGACUACUAAUCAGAGAUCAGCUGAUCCACAAGGGUUCAUAUCUGCCGUUACACAAAGAAGAAGGGAAGAAGCCUUGCAACAAGAGCUUCAGCAUCUUCAAGAAGAAAAGUUAUUGAUGGAGGAAAAGCUGAACGAAAUAGCAGUGCAGCAAAACACCAACGAACACACUGAAGUUGAGAAGAAAGCACAAGAACGUGAGAUUCUGUUGCUGGAGGAGCUAGAAAAGCUUAGGCAGGAGCUUCAGCAGCAGAAUUCACGGAUGCUGGACAACCAGAAACAGCUGCAGCAGCUGCAGGAGAACUUGCAAAGAGUGGCACACCAACCAGUGCAUGAAACAAAUGGCAAAGUCGGCACAGGAACAUCACAGGUGCAACUCCCUAAUAAUAACUCUCAAAAGCAAAGCAAGGUGUGCUCCCUUCAGUAAAGCCUUGUGGUAUCAAUGCACUAUUAUCAUAUGUGUACUUAUGCGUGCAGGCACGUAGGGCUGCACGUUCAGUGCCCCAUGCGCAUGUAAGCUAGCCUAUACUCGUAUGUGCAAAUUUGUAUACACACUUCGUAGAUGGGCAGGAGGCAGUACGUUGUAUGAUGUCAUAUCCCAACUGGGAGUCUUAGAAAGCCGUUUCUAGUUUAUGGCAAUAUCUAAAUUUAGAAAUUGUUAGCCUAUAACUUAUGUACUGCAGUUUCACUUGCCUACUAUUCUAGAUAGUGCAGUUAUAACGUUUAUUGAGUAAUGUAUUUUCAUCUGAUAAAAUAGUUGUUUUUUGUUUGCCCAGUUGAUCACCUAAUUUUAUUAUUGUUUAUUGCUAUAGAUAUUUUCAAGAGCGUA